Molecule: messenger RNA, 4095 nt
Organism: Letharia columbiana
Lineage: Eukaryota; Fungi; Ascomycota; Lecanoromycetes; Lecanorales; Parmeliaceae
Exons: 4
Coding region: 1-4095 (1364 amino acids)
Biological process (GO): regulation of ARF protein signal transduction
Molecular function (GO): guanyl-nucleotide exchange factor activity
Source: RefSeq, a predicted model, not a curated record
AUGCCUUGGAGUCGCCUCCGGACUACCAGAUCAGGUGAUACCACGGGAGGCCUCCGUCGUCACAGCACCAUUGAUCCUCUUCUAUUUCCGAAACACCAUGAGCAGAACUCCAACAACAGUACCUUGCGUCUCGGCCACGAUGCCCUCGAGUCUGUCAAAACACCGUCUCCACUCAGAAACUCGUUCGAACCUUCAGCGGUCGAUCAGGCUACACCUUCUACCGAAAGAGCGGAGAGUCCAAUGCUGCCCGAACAGCCACAGAAGCGUCAGCGAUUCAGCAUGCUGAAAUAUCGUCAUGCUAGUGAUCCUCAGAUAUCGAAGACAGCCAGAGAUCAUGGACUCACACCGGUGCCCCCUAUGCCAACAGCUCCCUCCAUUGUUACCACAGCACCUCAAGACAGUCUGGAUCCGAGUCGGAAGAAGAUGUCAACAUUUACAUUGCCUCGCCGUCACAAACCAUCAGAACUCACCAAGACGAUUUCUUCCAAGCCAUCAAUGACCUCUCUAUCCGAGAUGGCGUCGACUUCUCGUCAGAAUACUGUAGACCCUACAUUCGCCAACCCAAGCGCAAGAGAGUCCCGCAUCACCUUCGAAGAACCAGAUAGAUUCAAGGGGCUGACUGCUCCCCCCGCAUACGGCGAUGACUCCAAUUCCUCGUUGGCCUUGCCAGUCUCAAGGUUGUCAGAAUCUUCCAGGUCAGAAGGGAGUCUUGGAGACCACGGGGUCUAUGCAACGACAACGACAACCCACACAGUAUCAACCACGACGACAUUCUUUCGUCUUCCAAGACGUAAGAAGAACAAAGGCCCUCUUUUCCCCCUGCCAGUCAAAGUAUCAACUCCAGAGCCACCUCAAAAUACUGGCUUCACCCCGCGAGCAUCGAUUGGGGCCUGUACAUCAGAAACUCCACGCCGUCUAUCUCCUGCCCGCACUCCACCUCUAACUGCUGUACAUCGUUCCUCUUAUCCAGGUCAUGACAGCAAUGGGUUCACUUCUCCACUACCGUCUCCAAGUCAUGUCCGGGGCGAUAUCUCUCGCAUGGACUCCAACAACUCUCGGCAAUCUAGGAGUUCUUCUCCUGUCCGGACUGACUCAGCGCCCUUUGGCCGCCGAGGCCGGUCCUCGACCAAGGGUUCUGUCAGGCAGAGUGGGGAGGAUGAAUCCCUGCCAACGCCUCCUUUGCCUAUAUCGGGUAGGACGUCCUCCUCAACCACUGGAAGAGCAAGUCUCGGAGGGCUAUUCAAUUUAUCUCGACUCAGACAGAAUUCCGAGCCUUUACAGCUGCGGCAGGGCUCUAGUCAUCCCGCUAUCCCAGGCACGCCUAUCUCGGCUGGAUCAAAGUCUCAAUCAUUCAGCCUGAGUAGAGAACCUGUCAUAGUUCCUCAGCGCCAAGAGGGAGACACACCGGCAAAGUAUUUGAUCCGGCUCGAGGAAGCUGUAAGCCGAGGCGUCGUUGCUACGAUUCUGUCCCAGUCCAACGACGACUUUUUCAAGAAUGUACUACGCAGCUACAUGCGAGGCUUCAAGUUCUUUGGCGAUCCUCUUGACAUGUCCACCAGAAAGUUGUUGAUGGAAGUGGAACUUCCAAAAGAGACCCAGCAGAUCGAUCGAGUCCUUCAAGCUUUUGCAAACAGGUACCAUGAAUGCAACCCCGGAGUCUACGCGUCACCGGAUGAAGCAUACUUCAUAGCCUUUUCAAUAUUGAUCCUUCAUACCGACGUUUUCAAUAAGAACAACAAGCACAAGAUGCAGAAAAACGAUUACACCAAGAAUGCGAGGGGCCAAGGUGUAGCUGACGAGAUUUUGGAAUGCUUCUAUGAUAACAUUUCCUAUACCCCCUUCAUCCAUGUAGAGGACGAUGUCGACAUCAAUGGAGAGCGAAUCGUUGCCCGCAAGGCACGCAAAAACAUUUUCGCAAGGCCUAGUACAGACUCUCUAGGCAAACCCUCUCGAGAACCCGUUGAUCCUUACACGCUCAUCUUGGAUAACAGACUAGACUCCCUUCGUCCGUCGCUCAAAGAUGUCAUGAUUUUAGACGACCAUUAUACAUAUCUUGGAACAGCGCCGUCUCUAAAUCUCGCCAAUCUGAACAAGACCUUCUUCAAAUCUGGUAUCUUGCAAAUAGUGUCCUCGAGGUCCCGACCAGAAGCUUUCAUGUCACCAGAAACCAUGGCGAACCCAGCAGAAGCCCAUCCUGGAGUGGUUGACAUCAAAAUCACUAAAGUGGGUAUACUUUGGCGCAAGGACAUGAAGAAAAAGAAAGCUCGUUCGCCAUGGCAAGAGUGGGGUGCGAUAUUGACAGGAGCUCAGUUGUACUUCUUUCGCAACACCACAUGGAUCAAAAGUUUGAUGCAUCAGCACGACUCUCACCACAAACACGGGCUUCCAGGGUCGCCUGUGGUUUUCAAACCUCCGCUCGAGCAAUUCAAGCCUGACGUUUUAAUGUCCACUGAGGAUGCUGUGGCGUUGUUGGAUACUACCUACAAGAAGCAUAAGCAUGCCCUGGUAUUUGUGCGUCAUGGAGGGUUCGAGGAGACUUUCUUGGCGGAUAAUGAAGCUGAAAUGAAUGACUGGCUUGCAAAGUUGAAUUACGCUUCGGCAUUUCGGACAGCUGGUGUACGCAUGAGAGGUCUCAUCGGAGGAAGUACUGAUGGUCAAAAGACUCGCGCCAUGCGUCGUUUGAAUUCCGGCAACUCCGCACGAUCGGUGCAUACUACGCAUAGUGAAGCAUCGCUGCAAGAUAACAAAGCCGAUGCUGAACUUGCUCAUCAAAUCCAAGCAGCGAGACGACAGAUUAUGGCCCAAAAGAUAGCGGAAGCAGACGCCAAGCUGAACGAGGCCGGUAAGCAGCUGGACAUACAGCUACGGAAUGCUAGGCAUCUACAGAUCUUAGCUCCCAUACAGAACAAGACGAGGGAACAAAUCGUGCUCGCUGCUGGUGGAAUGGCUGCGAAGAUUAAGUGGAUGCGAAUGGAGUAUUGGCGCACACGAUGUCACCGAGAUAUUCUUGCCAUGGAUCUCGAAGAAGACUUCAAGUCGAGUAAUGACCGCCGUUCGGGGCAUGACAGCGUAACAGGCUCGAUUCUGCCAGCACCCUCGCCGGUAGGACCUGAUUCCAAAAAGUUUGAACUCCCCGAAAGCUACCAGACAACUCCUCGAGCUACUCAACAAGCGGAUUCUGCAGUGCGGCCUGCCACUCAGCCGUUACCAACAAAACCUUUCAGUAUGGAUGAUGUCUUUGAGUCAAUCCGGCCUUCACUGUCAGGUAUUAAUCACAGAUCAAAAGGCUCGUGGGAAUUGCCGCCUUUGUCUUUCCAGCCAGCGAAGUCUUCCGUCAAGUCUGAAUCUAGCAUUGCAAUGGCCCAGCCGACUCGGCAUUCCCUGGUACCUCGGCCAUCUUCGCGCAGCGUAAGGGACACGCCUAAAGUAUUGGACUCCAGCGAUCUAGCUACAAAGCUGGUCACGCCCACUCAAAGUAUGGAUGAGAACGAACAAGAAGUGUUGCAAGAGGCCGGCCUUGUUGAACCAGAAAGUCCCUCCACUGCUAAGGCAAAGCGCCCAGAUACAUCCGACGGAGACACAACUCGGGAAAAAUCCAAACCCUCGGAAACUGACUAUGACGGAAGGUCUAGAGUUCGACGAAGUCUACAUCGUACCUUACGCGAUUCUCACCCUCCCACACAUCAUCGAAGCAGGAAAGGCAAAGAUUCCGCCGGAAGUGCCGUUCCCACCGAAGACAAUUCCUCUCUGACCGAAAGCGAAGGCUUAGCCCGCGGUACGGGGAGCUUUACUGUGCAUGGAAAGAAGGCUUCGGUGAUCACCUUUGGUUCGGAGUUGCAGAACAUGUCCCCAGAAGAGCGCCUGAGGCUGCGGAAGCAGAUGCAAAACGACGAGUCGAAGCUUUCUGUCCCAUUGGCCAUCGAGGACGAGGAUGAUGCUGCUAAAUCUACUUUCGACCCUACUGCGAGGCGUGCUUCUGCUGUCAGUGGCAGCACCACCACUACAAGAAGUGCCCCCUUUGAAGAGAGCGUACAAGAGCAAGUGCAAACUGCAGAGCCCCCUGACGAGACAUCCGAAGAUAUAAAGGACACAUGA